Messenger RNA from Rhopilema esculentum, 5477 nucleotides. Lineage: Eukaryota; Metazoa; Cnidaria; Scyphozoa; Rhizostomeae; Rhizostomatidae. The record is from RefSeq and is a predicted model, not a curated record.
AUUUCUAUGGAGGGCAUGGCCAACAUAAAUGCAGUUACCGUUAAAGAUUCCCCAGAGAGAAGGGUAGUGGUGUUGAGCCAGUAUAGUCCUUGUAUAGCUCGCAUAACCGACAAAAUCAAACUACUUCUAAAAAGCAUAAACAUGAUGGAAAAAUUCAUUGCCAUUUGGCUUCUUCUUUUACUGGAUAUUGAAAAAACCUCUGUCGCUGCAAGUGCCACUGCAAUGGAAGAUGUAUUUGUUCUGAAAAACGGAAUCUUGAUGCAGAGAAAGUAUUCUGCUGAACUGAAUACAACGUGGUUUUCGCCAAUCGCUAACUUUAAACUUGACGUCUUGGAAAAUGAUUUGGUGACUGACGCUUCCAAAGAGAGCUGCAUUCUGCUUGAACAAGAAGGUUCAGAAGCAAAUACCACAACAGUACUACGGUUUAAAGACAUUUCUAAGACUGCAGGAUUCGACCAUACUCACAGAGAUCACAUCCCUGUACGUCCACACUGCGUAUUAGAUUUUGUCGUUCCCUUUCACAAUUCGACCAAACGGGCAACGCUCGCUGGGGAAUUUUGCACAGCUGAACACAUCACAGGCGGAGCAGCUGUUGGCGACUACGAUGGUGACGGUCUGCUUGAUGUUUUUUUCAGCGUAUUUGACAAGCGAAGCGUUUUAUACCGAAAUUUAGGAAAUGGGAAAUACAAAGAUGUGACUACAGAAACCAAAAUUGGCCCUGAAAAAUAUGCCAAUGGUGCUGUUUGGAUUGAUAUUGACCAAGACGGUGACUUAGAUAUUUUUAUAACCACUGUUGGGGACUAUCGGCACUAUCUGUAUGUGAAUUAUGACGGUAUCUUCCGAGAAGAAGCGACAGAAAGAGGCGUCAGCUUCCAGUUUCCUACAAAGAGAAAAUUAGCAGGAAUGACACCAAAUGCUGGGGAUUUUGAUAACGAUGGCUACCCUGACAUUUACACUUCUGAGUGGAUUUUGCACAGCCAAGGUGGAAGGCCUUCCGCUUCAAGACUGAUGAGAAAUCUUGGUAAAGUUAAACCAGGCUAUUUUGAGGAUGUAACUUCCAAGGCUGGCGUUGACAUGGACAGCUACUGGGCCAGAGCGAGCCCCCUUAAUGCUGGAACACACACAUUUGGAGCCUCUUUCACAGAUUUUGAUAACGACGGUCUUCCAGAGCUCCUCAUUACUGGAGAUUAUGGAGAAAGCAAGAUGUUUUGGAAUAACGGAAAUAUGACAUUUCGCGAAUGUACAAGAAAUUGUGGACUAAUUGGUGACGUGGAUGCAAUGGGACAUGCAAUUGGAGAUUUAAAUAACGACGGAUACUUGGAAUGGUUUUCAACAGCAAUUUUUGACAAUGCUACUAAUUGCGAAGUGACUGGCUGCAUGUUUGGAAACAAGGGAAACAAGCUUUACAAAAAUCUCGGAGAUAGAAAAUUCCAAGAAAUUGCAGAUCAGGCUGGUGUUCGCAAUGGCCGCUGGGGCUGGGGGGCUGCUUUUAUCGACUUCAACAAUGAUGGAUAUCUUGACAUUGUUAUGGCAAACGGCUUUGACACACCAUCAACAACUGUUGAUGACACGUUCAUGACGGACAAUAUGCUGCUUUUCCAAAACUACGGCAAAGAUUUGGCUGGAUCAAUGGAGGGGAAAAUGAAAGAGGUUGCAAAGGAACAUCAAAUGAUUUAUAAAGGAAUGGGAAGAGGGCUUUUGAAAUACGACUUUGACAAUGAUGGAGAUGAAGAUGUUCUUGUCAUUGCCAAUGUAGGUCCUCCAGUUUUGUUUGAAAAUAUUGGAGGUAGUCGACAAAAUUGGCUUAGAAUUAAAGUCGUACAUAGGUGUGACGCCAACAAAAAUAAACUUUGUGACAGCUAUGGUGCAAGAGUAACCUUGACAGAUCCAAAAGGCAGAAACCAGACACAAGAAAUUGGCUCUAGCACUCACUUUCUUGGUCAGAGUGAAAUCGAGGCCCAUUUCGGUUUGAGCGAAUAUAGUAAAAACUUGACAGUACGGGUCUACUGGCCAGCAACAAAGCAAAAUGUUAUCAUCACAGACGUGAAAUCAAGAAAAACUUUGAGAAUCUUGAGACCAGAAAGUAUGGCUGGUGUUGUCAAGGAAUUCCAAGCGCUGAGAAAUUGUCAAAAACUGAAGAUUACUGAUGUUAAAGUUAAGGCAGGAUCUCUGUUUGGUGUUGCUGUAAGCCAAGACAAACAGUCUCUGGUGUUAAGGCUCCACCCGGCUGUUCCUUUACAUGGGCUUGGGUUGCAAACAUUUGACUACACGGCUGAAUUGCAGCCAGGUGGAAAUAUCACAAUCAGUGCCAAAGUAACAAUUGAUGCCCGGCUAUAUAUACGAAACAGCACAGUAACAUCGAGGUGCCCUCAUGGCAGAAUGUGGGUACCAGGGAUGCCUGUCCCUGCCAAAACGGAGAAAAGAACUUUCAAUGGUUUUUCAAACAAUAUGGAGAAUUUAUUCUGGGGAGCUGCGUCGGAAAAUUUGCGUCGCCUUGUUCCAAAUAACUAUUUAGAUGAUAUAGCGAUGCCCGCAGGCACAUGUACACAGGAGCAACGACGUACAAGAACAUGUCCUUACCCAGAGGAAUUGAGUGGCUAUGGGUCAAUCAGGCCUCCACCAAGGCUUAUCAGCAACGAGCUUUUUGCACAGAAAGAGUCGGUUAUAAGCGAAAGAAGUUUAAGUGACCUGCAUGUGCACUAUGGCCAGUUCUUUGUUCAUGACUUGGACUUCUCAAGCCCGUUACCUCGAUUUGAGUUUCAAGGGAUUUUGAAUGAGGUUUGGAUGCAAAUAACAGUUCCAAAGAACGAUUCACAUUUUGACCAAGAUGGUACGGGAAACAAAUACUUGCCAUUCACAAGAUCAACCUACAACAGAUGCACUGGGAGUUACCCGAACGGUUUCCCUCGCGAGCAAGUGAAUAAAAUCUCAUCAUACAUCGAUGCUACAGAUGUUUACGGAACAACAGAAGCUAGAUGUCUUCAGUUGAGGGCUAUGAAAGAUGGCAAGAUGAAACUGGAUGCAGAUGGGCUUAUACCGAAAAAUGUCAUGGGACUCGCCAAUGACAACCCCGUUGGAAGGAAGCAGUCAAUCUUGCGAGUUGCAGGUGACACAAGAGCGAAUGUUGCACCUGGAUUGUUAGCAUUCCACACACUUUUUGUAUUGGAGCACAAUCGCUUGUGCGAUGAAUAUAAAAAGAAGUAUCCACAGGCUAACGAUGAAGAAAUUUUCCAGUACGCUUAUCGUAUAGUUGUAGCAGAGCACCAGGCGAUUGCUUUUCGAGAAUACCUCCCUGCCGUACUAGGUGCAUCUAGCAUACCUCCGUACAAAGGAUACAAUUCGAGCAUUGAUGCUAGUGUGUCAAAUGUUUUUGCCACGGCAGCUUUCAGAUUCGGGCACAGUCAAGUCAAUACGCACAUUUUCAGAUUUGGCGAGGACUGGAAAGCAUUUAAGCAUGGACACAUACUUCUUAGAGAGAGCUAUUUUCAUCCUGAAAGGAUAGUGAACGAGGGUGGCAUUGAGCCGGUGAUAAGAGGGAUGAUAAAAAUGCCAGCUCAAAAGAUCGACACACUCGUGGUAGACGAGUUAAGAAAUGCCCUUUUCCCUGUUGGUCGUAGUAACGGAUUGGAUUUAGUAGCAAUGAAUAUUCAACGAGGAAGAGAUCAUGGACUACCUGACUUAAACACUGCACGUAAACUUCUUAACUUGAGAGCCUACACGGAUUUCUCGGAAAUAACGAAAGAUGCUCAAGUGUCAAGUAAAUUGAAGUCGCUCUACAGAGACAUCAACAACAUCGAUCUUUGGGUUGGCGGUUUAGCAGAAGAUCAUAUCCCUGGAUCUGACCUUGGGGCGACAUUUCACGCAAUCUUUAAAGAGGGUGUCUUGAGGAUAAGGGACGGCGACAGGUUUUGGUACGAGCAGACUAUGUCAAAAGAGGCAAUCGAAAUGAUCAAUAGUCUUACACUGGCUAGAAUCAUCAAGCUAAACACAGGCAUAAAGGAUGUGCCAGACAAUGUCUUCUUCUCUGCAAAACUUUGCAAAGCGGUUGUUAAUCACGAAUGUGUACCACGUGCUUCAGCCAGUGGAAAUAAUGAAACUCAGAGGAUAAAGAAAUUGAUGGAAGAGAAUGCAAUUCUGUCUGCAGCAAGCAAGGGUUCUACAAAGGCACUAGAUGAAGCAAACGACAAAAGCAGAAUGCUAGAGAUUCUCUGCAUCAUUCUUGGUGUAUUGACUCUGGCACUGUUGAUCAUGUAUGCUGUGAUCUGUAUUCGAAAGCGAGGAUCGAAUGGUUUCAAAUUAAGACGGGCAGAAAAUGGAUCAACAGCUCGUGUUGUCAUUAAUCCCCACAUCGAAAAUGAUCUUGAAAUCAAGAGUAAUGGGAAACAUUUCAAAAACGGAAAGACUGAGAAUGGCAGACUGGAAAUGGUUUUCUAAAGCCAAGAAGAUUGGUGCUUGUGUAUCUUGCAAUUAAAUAAUCUGAACUUCCAUUUUGUAUUUCUUGUGGGUAACAGCAACAUCUAUUGUCCAAAAAAUCAAAUUUUAUAUUUGAUGGAUUGAAGAGAUUUGCAACAUUCGCGUGUAAAUCAGGCACCGCGCAGCCAUUAGGCUAGCAGGGGCUAUAGCCCACCCACCUUUUUGCAAUAACAGGCUAGAAAAUUGAAGGUUUACUCUAACGCAACUUUGGAUAGUUUACUCCUAUGUAGUAGCAGUUCUCAUUGACUGGGAACCAUUUUUGUUCUUUUUCUAGGUUUUUCAACUUGUUUAAUGAUAUGAUGUAUUUUCUAAGCUAAAUCUAUCUAUUUUUAUAGUUAUUGAUAUCUUCUCUGAACCAGACUGUUAGUAAAAAUUCAAAAGAAAUAAGCAAGUAUUCUCUAAAAUGGGCGUUUUCAAGCGUUCAAGAGGGCAUGGCCUCAACAAAUUUUCUGUCACACUCAUUUCAGCUCCUCCACUUUUAGAGUGGUGCGCGGUCACUGGUAUAAAUUAACCAGUGUACGAGUUAAGAUAGUGGGAUUAUUUUUCAUUUUGCUGCUUCUUAAGCACAGAAGUCUGUAUCCGCUUGUUAAUGUCAACUAUAUGCUAUUCUGCACAAUAUCUAUGACAAUUCACUGGGAUGUUAUAAAACUAACGCCUUCAAGUUUUAAAUUACAGUAUCUAGAUCUUAGUAUUUUUUUUACUUUUGAUGUUUUAGGGUGCAGUAUCGCCCCACUGCUAUUAUUUUUCUUAAACAAUGUUGUAUGAAGGCUUGAUUUUGUUCUUUUCGUGGUCAGUAUUUUUAUAUGUAAAAGUGUACAACGUAGAAUCAGUUUUUUAAGGGAAUGUAGCUUUUUUAGUUACUUGUGAAAUGACUCUUGACUGUCAGAAAUUGUUUGCUUCUUUGUAUAGUACGCAAAUUUCGAUUUAAUUGCUUGAAUUCAGGUAUUGAUUGUUCAAUACAAAAGGACUGUUCAAGGUUCUGAACAAUAUGCUGAAUAAAAAGA